Caenorhabditis bovis is the source of this 1854-nucleotide messenger RNA. The record is from the annotation of a GenBank genome assembly. Lineage: Eukaryota; Metazoa; Nematoda; Chromadorea; Rhabditida; Rhabditidae.
AUGAGUGCUAUUGAAUCUGCUCCGUCUCUUCUUCCUGUUGAAGAUAUUCAGGAUCCUGUUUCCAAUGAGCUUCCAAAUUCUAAUGUUGACACUGAUGAACAAGCAUUGUUGAAGAAAAAGCUUAUUCAGAAGCAACAGAUAGAAGCCAAUGUAGCCCCGAAAGAAGAAGCUGCUCCAGCACCAGCUCCAGCAGAAGAAGCUGCUCCAUCACCAGCUCCAGCGCCAGCAAAAGAAGCUGCACCAGCUCCAGCCCCCGCAGAAGAAGCUGCACCAGCUCCCGCAGAAGAGGCUGCACCAGCUCCAGCAGAAGAAGCUGCACCAGCUCCAGCUCCAGCAGAAGAAGCUGCACCAGCACCAGCUCCAGCAGAAGAAGCUGCACCAGCUCCAGCUCCAGCGGAAGAAGCUGCUCCAGCCCCAGCUCCAGCAGAAGAAGCUGCACCAGCUCCAGCUCCAGCAGAAGAAGCUGCUCCAGCACCAGCUCCAGCAGAAGAAGCUGCUCCAGCACCAGUGGAAGAAGCUGCACCAGCUCCAGCGGAAGAAGCUGCACCAGCUCCAGCUCCAGCAGAAGAAGCUGCACCAGCUCCAGCGGAAGAAGCUGCACCAGCUCCAGCUCCAGCAGAAGAAGCUGCACCAGCUUCAGCGGAAGAAGCUGCACCAGCUCCAGCGCCAGCGGAAGAAGCUGCUCCAGCAGAAGAAGCUGCUCCAGCACCAGUGGAAGAAUCUGCUCCAGCACCAGCGGAAGAAGCUGCUCAAGCUCCAGCUCCAGCAGAAGAAGCUGCUCCAGCUCCAGCGGAAGAAACUGCUCCAGCUCCGGCAGAAGAAGCUGCUCCAGCUCCAGCUCCAGCAGAAGAAGCUGCUCCAGCUCCGGCAGAAGAAGCUGCUCCAGCUCCAGCUCCAGCAGAAGAAGCUGCUCCAGCUCCAGCGGAAGAAACUGCUCCAGCUCCGGCAGAAGAAGCUGCUCCAGCUCCAGCUCCAGCAGAAGAAGCUGCUCCAGCUCCAGCGGAAGAAGCUGCUCCAGCUCCGGCAGAAGAAGCUGCUCCAGCUCCAGCUAAAGCGGAAGAAGCUGCUCCAGCUCCAGCUCCAGCUCCAGCAGAAGAAGCUGCUCCAGCACCAGUGGAAGAAUCUGCACCAGCUCCAGCUCCAGCAGAAGAAGCUGCACCAGCUCCAGCGGAAGAAACUGCUCCAGCUCCGGCAGAAGAAGCUGCUCCAGCUCCAGCUCCAGCAGAAGAAGCUGCUCCAGCUCCAGCGGAAGAAACUGCUCCAGCUCCGGCAGAAGAAGCUGCUCCAGCUCCAGCUCCAGCAGAAGAAGCUGCUCCAGCUCCAGCGGAAGAAGCUGCUCCAGCUCCGGCAGAAGAAGCUGCUCCAGCUCCAGCUAAAGCGGAAGAAGCUGCUCCAGCUCCAGCUCCAGCUCCAGCAGAAGACGCUGCUCCAGCACCAGCGGAAGAAGCUGCACCAGCUCCAGCUCCAGCAGAAGAAGCUGCACCAGCUCCAGCGCCAGCGGAAGAAGCUGCUCCAGCACCAGCUCCGGCAGAAGAAGCUGCUCCAGCUCCAGCUCCAGCAGAAGAAGCUGCUCCAGCUCCAGCGGAAGAAGCUGCUCCAGCUCCGGCAGAAGAAGCUGCACCAGCUCCAGCGCCAGCGGAAGAAGCUGCUCCAGCACCAGCUCCAGCAGAAGAAGCUGCCCACACUCCAAGUCAAGUUGAGGAAUCCGUUCCAGAGCCAAAUCACAACAAGUGGCGGCCCCAUCCGCGUGAAACCUUCUUCCGACAAGCACAUGUUCAAGUCAUUAAAACACCCCCGAUGGAUGCCCAUCAUCGCUAUCAUCAAACCCUUCUCAUGCUAUAUUACACAACAUAA